Molecule: messenger RNA, 1886 nt
Organism: Andrographis paniculata
Lineage: Eukaryota; Viridiplantae; Streptophyta; Magnoliopsida; Lamiales; Acanthaceae
Exons: 10
Coding region: 585-1655 (356 amino acids)
Cellular component (GO): membrane
Source: RefSeq, a predicted model, not a curated record
UUAUUAUUAUUAUUACGAUGCUAUCUUGAAAUUUUCAGCUUACGCUGUUAGACGACGAUACCGCGCUCCUCCUCCUCCUCCUAGUGUUUCUUCUUCUUCUUCUUCUUCUUCUUGGUUGGUUGCUCCUCUCCUCUCCUCUCCUCUGCCCUGCUCUCUGCUAUUAUUUUGAUCUUUGAUUUUUGAUUUAUUCCAAACCCAACAUAUUCCAAAAUUUCUUCCACUUCUUUCCUUCCUCUCAUGAUAUAAUACUUCUUUUCUCCUUCUCCUUAUAAUUGUUGUUGAUAUUAAUUAAAUUAAUUUAAUUAUUUUAUUGAAAGAUCCCCGUUCGUUGGUGGGCUGGCGACUGGCGUUUUUCUUCUUUUCUUCUUCUUCUUCCUAAAUCCUCCCUUCUUUCCUAUUAGUUUUCAAACGCAACGCGACGCAAAUCUGUUCCCAAGAACCAUCCAUCCGUCCAUCGAUUAAUGAACAAAUCAAUCAAUCACUUCACUUGAAACAAAAUCUGCUGGCUGAUUUCUGGGAACACAACAACAAUCAAUCAAUCAGUCAUACAUCACACCGCUUGAUCGGACAUCGGCCCAGUUCAGAUGGGGGACUCGCCAUCCCUCUCCGUCGACGGCGAGGUUUCGCGGCUGCUCGACCAAGCUAAGGAGUUGCAGGAAACCGCCUCCUCUCUCAUCUCUCGCACCUCCCGCGAAGAAGACGACCUGCGCCAGCGCGUUGCCUCCCUCGACUCCCACAUCGCCUCCCUUCGCUCCUCGCUCCGCACUUCCAGAAACUCCGACAAGGUGGAAGAAGAAUUAUUGAAGGCGAGAUACAUACUCAGUGAAGGAGAUGCAGCUGCCUUCCUUCCCAGCAAAUCCCCUGGGAGGUUUUUGAGGAUGUUUUUGGGGCCAAUCAAUGUGAGGGCUAACAGGAAGGAUGUGCAGUUGAAAGUCAAAGAGGAAUACAAUAAUUUCAGGGAUAGAACAGCUUAUAUGUUCCUCUUUUUGCCAUCGCUGCUGCUGAUUUUGAGGACAUGGGUUUGGGAUGGAUGUCUACCUGCAUUACCAGUUCAACUAUACCAGGCAUGGCUGCUUUAUCUCUACACUGGUCUGGCUUUAAGAGAAAACAUAUUGAGAGUGAAUGGAAGUGAUAUUCGCCCAUGGUGGAUUAAACAUCAUUACGGUGCCAUGGCUAUGGCCCUCAUUAGUUUAACUUGGGAGACAAAAAGAGGACCCGAUUGUGCUGAGAAGCAGAGAGGUGUACAACUGUUUUUGAUCUGGGCAAUAAUGCAAGGAUUUGCCAUGAUUCUUCAGAAUAGAUAUCAAAGGCAAAGACUUUAUACACGUAUUGCACUUGGCAAGGCCCGGAGAAUGGACGUUGUUUGGGGAGAAACUGCUGGUGUGGAGGGCCAGCUUCUGCUGUUGUGCCCAAUACUUUUUGUUUUACAGGGUUUUGAAGCAUAUGUUGGGGUAUUGCUGCUCAAGACUGCACUUGCUAGAAUCGGUUCAGAUUGGCAGGUGAUUACAUGCGGAGUUCUUUUAAUAAUGAUGGCUGUGGGGAAUUUUGCCAACACAGUCCAGACCCUCAUAACAAAGUCUAAGGUCAAGGCAAAGAUUAAGAGAGGUAAAAGCAGGCAAGACCUGAGCCAGGGAUCCGAUGACAAGACUUUGUGAUUAGAGAGGAAGGUGAAGGUGAUGCUGCAUGCAAAUAAUAAGAACAAACUUAUACGCACAGUAAACUCAUCUCUCUCCCUUCUUGGAAUUGGUUUUUUGGCGUCUGCACUUAGGCUGCCUGCUGUGGUGGCUCUUAAAUUAUUAUACUCUGAGCUUAGGAAUGUCAGAAUGUUUGCAAAUAUUGGUGAUGCUGUGUUAUUUCUUUCUCAAGUAUUUUACGGUUUAUGUUCA